Salvelinus namaycush (lake trout) is the source of this 1066-nucleotide messenger RNA. Its product is annotated as homeobox protein Hox-C12a-like. The transcript has 2 exons. Bases 189 to 1016 code for a protein of 275 amino acids. Lineage: Eukaryota; Metazoa; Chordata; Actinopteri; Salmoniformes; Salmonidae. The record is from RefSeq and is a predicted model, not a curated record. Gene Ontology annotation, biological process: regulation of DNA-templated transcription. Gene Ontology annotation, molecular function: DNA-binding transcription factor activity, RNA polymerase II-specific; sequence-specific double-stranded DNA binding.
UAUAAAACCCGUAAUACAGAAGCUAAUGUUUUGUUUGGUCAGACAUGGACAUAGUGGGUGGUACCUUCCGUAAGGCAAAUUGGUGGGGACAUGUGACCCUAGUUCGACCAAUCAGGCGCGCCGCUCGGUUUAACUAUGUUAAAUGUCAGAUUACUAUAAACUAGAAGCUCUUGGCCGGGCCCGCCGAAAUGGGCGAGCAUAAUCUUCUUAAUCCCGGGUUUGUGGGACCGUUGGUAAACAUCCACACGGGAGACACAUUUUACCUCCCCAAUUUUAGAGCGUCCGGGGGACAACUGGCGGGUCUACCCUCUCUCUCCUACCCAAGAAGGGACAAUGUAUGCUCCCUUCCUUGGAACGCGUCGGAGCCGUGCAAUGGAUAUCCUCAACCCUACUUUAGCAGUGCCAUGUCCAUUAACCCCUCUUUCAACCGUGCAUGCGAAAUCACCAGGCAAGAUGAAGGCAAAUGUUUUUACAGCAACGGCGGCAACAGGGAACCUUGCGCUGAAAGCGCAAACCUCAAACGUGAAGAGAGGGCAAGAGGAGACUCUUCCUCCAUAACGACGGAGCAUGGACUGCACAACGGGAUUGGCAACAACGGUACAUAUUCCAAGUACGACUAUGGCGUGGAGCAGUUGACCCAAGAUCCGCCAUCCUGUCAAUCCCUAGAAUCUGACUCCAGUUCAUCGCUGCUCAAUGAAGGGAGCAAAGCCUCUACAGGCAUCGCUCAGGCGUUGACAUCCCCUGGCAAUCACGCACCAAGCACAGCAGCGGGCGGAGGCGCCCCGUGGUACCCAAUGCACACCCGAACCCGAAAGAAACGUAAACCCUACUCCAAACUCCAGCUGGCGGAGCUGGAAGGCGAGUUCAUGCUCAAUGAGUUCAUCACCAGACAGCGGCGAAGGGAGCUCUCUGACCGCCUGAACCUCAGCGACCAACAGGUUAAGAUAUGGUUCCAGAACCGGCGGAUGAAGAAGAAGAGAUUGAUGCUUAGGGAGCAGGCCUUGUCCUUCUUCUAAGAGGGAGAGAUAUAUUUUAAAGAGGAAUAUAGGCAGGCUGUAUUCUCAAU